AUGAUCCUUCCCCUGCAAUUUGUUCCAAGGCGGAGCGAAGAGCGCGGCCACGCUGAUCACGGCUGGCUCAAAGCCUUCCAUACUUUCUCGUUUGCGGGAUAUCAAGACCGUUCACAUCAACAGUACGGACCUCUUCGUGUGAUUAAUGAGGACCGUAUAGCGCCUCGGAAAGGCUUCGGCAACCAUGGUCACGAAGAGUUCGAAAUCUUCUCCUAUAUCGUUUCUGGACAGCUCGAGCAUAAAGACUCGAUGGGCAACACCGAAAUCCUCAAACGGGGUGACAUUCAAAUGACCUCGACUGGAACUGGAAUCACCCAUUCAGAAAAGACAUACGGCUCUAAAUCAGUCCAUCUUCUUCAAAUUUGGGCCAUUCCCUCUCAAUCGCGUCUCCAACCCAAAUAUUAUACACGACACUUCUCCGACGAUGACAAACGCGAUAAAUGGGCUCGGGUGGUUGCGCCUAUAUGGUCUGAAGGCGUCAAGUCCUCAGAAAGGAAUGAAGACGGGCCCACACCUAUCAACAGUCAACUAACCCUCUACGCCACCAUCCUCAGUCCUGGGAGCAACCUGAAAAGGCAUUUGGAGGGCCGCAAAGCUUACGUCCAUGUUAUUCAGACGAGUGGGUCCCGAGAAGGCGAGGGGGCUGGCGCUACGGUUCAGCUCGAUGACGCCUUUGGGGGUCAGCUUGACUUACGGGAGGGAGAUGGGGCGUAUGUGAAAGUCAACACACAGGGUGCAGUGUUGACGGUUCGUAAUACAGGCGAUAGACCCGCAGAAGUUCUUGUCUUCGACAUGGAGUAA
Molecule: messenger RNA, 801 nt
Organism: Coprinopsis cinerea okayama7#130
Lineage: Eukaryota; Fungi; Basidiomycota; Agaricomycetes; Agaricales; Psathyrellaceae
Product: pirin domain-containing protein
Exons: 3
Coding region: 1-801 (266 amino acids)
Source: RefSeq, a predicted model, not a curated record